GCUCCAGACCAGGCUGGGGCUGAGCACAGAGCCACAGGAGUGUUUUAACAAGGUAAUGAUUAAGCUGAGCGGCUGGCAAGGGCACAGGCGCACAGGCUGCAGAGCCGGGAAGGUGAGCCCCAUUCCCACCUUGCCUCUCCUGGAGUGGUCAGGACUGGUUAGAAAAGGCAUAUAGCCCCUGGGCUCAGGAGCCCUCAGCUGCAGCCACCACCUCCUGCCUGCACACACCUGAGUGGGAAGCAGCUCGGGACCAGAGCCUUUGCUGCAUCUCGGCGCUCACCCUGGCACCAUGAAGCUCCAGGGCUUCUGGACUGGGCUGGAAUAUGCCUGCCGGCUCCUGGGUGUCACCACUGCGGCAGGCAUCCCCCUGCCAGCCAGGGUGCCCAGGGUCAGGAUCUCAGAAGCCAGACGCUUCACCCAGGCUCUCCCACUGGCUCUUAGCCUAGGAUUUCUGAUGCCUGCUAAGUCUCAGAAAGACAGCACAGAAUGUUGAUCGGCGUGGGCACUGAGACCUUCCUCCAGGGGCAGUUCAAAAGUCUGGCAUUCUACCUCCUGUCUAUUGGGGUCGCUGUCUCUGUGUGUGAAGGGGCCUACUUUGUAGCUCAGCUGCUGGACAUCUGCUUCAAGUGUCAGCCAGGGUCCUGGGCCCACAGAGCACGGGACAAGGCCCACUGGCUGGGCUGCUUCCAGAAAUUUCUUGCCUACAUGCUGCUGUCUGUGGCCUGCUUCCUCCAUCCGGUUCUGGUAUGGCAUGUGACGAUCCCAGGCUCCAUGCUCAUUAUUACUGGCCUGGCCUACUUUCUACUGAGCAAGCGGAAAAAGAGCAAGGCUGCCCCCCAUGCGGUAGCCCCCCCAGAGCAGUACUCAGACCCCUCCGGCAGUGUUACUAGUACCACUGGCUCUGGGGACACUGAGCAAACCUACACUUUCCACGGAGCCUUCAAGGAGGGACCCGGCUCCCUGCUCAUCCACAUGAAAAGCAUCCUAAAAGGGACCAGGAAACCCAGCCCCCUGACCCCUCCACAAACUCUUGUAGAACUGACGUUGGAGCCAGAUGAUCUGCUGGCCAGAAAGAAGCAGGUGCAUUUCGAGGACAGUGUGGUGCGAAUCAUCCCAUCCCUGGCUGAAAGUCUGGAUGAGGGAGACAGUGAGCCAGAGGAAACAGCCUCUGAUACGACCCCCAUCAUCCCUCCCCCCCAGGGCCCCCUCCUGUCCUCACUUGUGGGCGCUGAUUUAUUCUGAGUGGCUCCACCAGGGGGCACUGUGCAGAGCUUGCCCAUGUCCCCCCAUCUGGACUUCCUGCCUUCCAUAUGCUCUGCCAGCCACUCAGCUCCAGGCCUUCACUGGUCAGCUCAAGAGAUGACCAGACAUCUCCAUGGAGCAUUGGUGUGCAUAACAUCAAUAGUUCUUCAGACACCUGCAAGAAGGUGGGAAGAGACAGCACGGGGUCUUCACCACCUGGAAUGAGCUCCCACUCAUCCUGCCUGGCUGUGAAGAUGGUGGUCAGGCCUUCCUCAAAGACACUACCAGCCCCCUUUGUACAAGGUGGCAGGUGCCAUUGCUUCAGCCCAAAGAGGGACAGAGGACACCUGCCUACCCAAGCCACUGCACCUCUCUCCCCUGACACAGAGCCCAGACUUUCCAUUUCCCCCUCUGGCUUGACCUUCCAUCCCUAAAAGGCCCAGAGGUGUGUCUCCACAUCCAGUGUUGAGCUGCGGGGGGCGGGGAGGGGGCAGCAGAGCUCAAAGUGACACUGCACAGGGCAGGCCUGACAGGAAGGGCCCGGAAUGCAAGCCCUGGCUGAACAGAGGCCUUACAAAAUGUAAUUAGGAAACCGUGCCCCUCUGUGCUCCUUCCAGAAGCAUCACUGCUGGCUCCCAGAAUCCUCCAUUAUGUGGGCUGCUCCAAAAUUCCAAAGACAAUGUUGUACAUUGAAGGAUGUUGAGGCCUGAUGCCUGUGAUCCUAACUCCUCAGGAGGCUGAAAUCUGAUGAUCGAGUUGUGAGGCCAGCCCAGACAAGAAAGUCCCAAGACUCUUAUCUCCAAUUGACCAAGAAAAAGCCAGAAGUGGAGAUAUGACUCAAGUGGUUGAGCACCAGCUUUGAGUGAUAAGCUAAGAGACAGUGCCAUGGUCCUGAGUUCAAGCCCCAGUAUCAGCAUACACACAAAAAAGGAAGUUGGGACCCUGUGGCCAUCUUCAGCAGGUUCCCAGACACAGCGUGUGGGACUCACGGACGUUGGGACAACAGAAAAGCAUGACACACCUAGGUACCAGUGAAAUUAAAUGGGUGAUAAACUCAUGCUUAUCCCAAAGAGGAGGGAGGAAAGAAGAAAAAAAUACAAGGGCAAUGAUUAGGGCAAGGUCUCUGCCUCAACCUAGCAAUGUAAAAGCUAACCUAGGAUGCACAAAGACUAGUGAACCAAGUAUUUCCUAAUGAAAAGAUUUGCAAUGUAGUUGUGUGUGUGUGUGUGUGUGUGUGUGUGUGUGUGUGUGUGUGUGUGUACACUGGGGCUUGAAGAAUUGGCUCUCUGUCUCACUUGGCUUUUUCCACUCAAGGCUGGCAUUCUACCAGUCGAUCCACUCUCUUAAUUCUGGCUAUUUGCUGGUUCAUUGAAGGUAAGAGUCUCAAAGAUUUGUCUGCCUGAGUUGAGUUCAAACUGUGAUGAUUAGAUCUCAGUCUCCUUAGCAACAUCCAGCCUGAAAGGUGGUCUUGACUUCUGAAAGCUGUAAUUGGUCCAGAGCACCAUAUCCAGAGAGUAGUCACUUCCUCCUCCUCAGCCAUCUCAGUGCAGGAGCAGUGGGAAAAGAAAGAAAGCUCAGCUUCCCAGAGCUUGUAAAGGAUAAACACAAGACACUGAAGAGUUCACAUUUCACAGUCCAGACAAGAAACAUGUUCAGGCCGAUCCCCAGGCCUCACGUCUGUAAUGCCAGCCACUGGGGAGGCAAAGAUCAGGGGUCAUGAUUCAAGGGUGGCCCAGACAAAAAGCUACACAAACAAAUCCAGAUACAAUUGCACAUGCCUAUAACUCCAGCUAUGCAGGAGGCCAUACAUAGGAGGACUGCCAUUCAAGGUGACUCUAGACAAAAAGCAUGAGGCCCUAUAAUGAAAAAUAACUAAAUCUAAAAAGGUUGAGGUAGCACAAGUGGUAGAGGGCUCACGGCCCUGAAUUCAAACUGCAGUAACC
Molecule: messenger RNA, 3185 nt
Organism: Perognathus longimembris pacificus (Pacific pocket mouse)
Lineage: Eukaryota; Metazoa; Chordata; Mammalia; Rodentia; Heteromyidae
Gene: Tmem72
Product: transmembrane protein 72
Exons: 6
Coding region: 487-1242 (251 amino acids)
Source: RefSeq, a predicted model, not a curated record